Microplitis mediator is the source of this 2784-nucleotide messenger RNA. Its product is annotated as putative ankyrin repeat protein RF_0381. Bases 150 to 2384 code for a protein of 744 amino acids. Gene Ontology annotation, molecular function: protein binding. The transcript is spliced from 2 exons. NCBI's taxonomy places the organism in Eukaryota, Metazoa, Arthropoda, Insecta, Hymenoptera, Braconidae. The record is from RefSeq and is a predicted model, not a curated record.
UGUCCGUUGAACGUGUUGCACAAGUUUACACAACACAAUUUAGUAUUACGCGAUAGUUAGUAAGCGUGAGCAUCGAGAAAAAUGUUUUGAUAUAUAAAUUAUUUAUUUAGUGCAUUUUUUUUUGUAAGCACCGAUAAAAGGCAACCAAAAUGUCUUGUGACCCCGACGAAUUGAUGUCAAAACUCGAAAAAUCUGAUGCAGCAACAAUUAAAACCAUCGUGUCCAACCUACCCGACCCGAAUGCCCCAGUUUACUUUGGAGAAACUUUGCUGUACUUAGCGACCAGCAAAGGCAACCUGGACCUCAUCCGCCAUUUAGUCGGCUAUGUUGACCUUAACGCCCAAGGGUUCUCUGGAUCUGCGUUACACGAAUCGAUAGUCAAUGGCCAUCAGGAUAUCACGUCAUUUCUGAUCGAAAAUGGUGCUGACAUAAACCAGGCAUCAAUUUAUCUUGACCAAUAUGGCUUCUCGCCCCUUCACACCGCCAUUUUGUCAUCAAACGAGCCUGCCACCGAACUGUUACUCAAAAUGAACGCUGAUGUCAACGCCAGAGAUUCAAAUAUGAACACUCCCUUACACAUCGCAUCUCAAACCGGAAACUACCACGCAGCAGCUCUGCUUCUGAGUCACGGCGCGUCCAUGGCCGCCAUUAACUCUAAUAACGAGACGCCAUUUUGUGUAGCGAUAGAAACAGGAAGCUUAAAUAUUCUCAAGCUGUUCCUCACUAACGGAAUUCACAAAAAUGACCCCCAGUUUCUUAACAAUGCUCUCGUACGCGCGAUUGACACCAAAAAUGCCUCCGUAGUUCAGUUUAUGAUCGACAAUGGCGCUGAUGUCAAUUUCGUGUCUCCGUAUCAGAAAUUCACGCCCUUACAUUUCGCAGUCAAUGCCAACGAAAUCAAAACCAUUGAAAUUCUGCUACAAUAUUCCGCAAACGUUCUCGCGCGUUCCGAAAGUAAUUCACUACCGAUUUUUUACGCCGGUCACCGAAAAAAUAGUGCGAUGGUCGAUUUGUUAUUAGAUCGUCACUCUGAAAUAGAUCUAGAGCAUGGCAAAGAAUUGAUUUACGAAGCUGUGAUGAAUGAUUGCCCUCUGGUGGUCGAAAAAAUUCUAACCCACCGGAUUUAUAAUUUGAAUAUCGACGACUUAACUGCUAGCGGUGUCAGAUUACUCGACGUGACAGCCACAGGAAAGUUGGACAUUCUCAAGCUGUUCCUCAAUAACGGAAUUCAUAAACAUGACCCACUGCUUCUCAACAAUUCUCUUAAACGCGCGAUCGACUCCAAAAAUGCCUCCGUAGUUCAGUUUAUGAUCGACAAUGGCGCUGAUGUCAAUUUCGUGUCUCCGUAUAAGAAAUUCACGCCCUUACACUUCGCAAUCGAUGCUGAUGAACUCAAAAUCAUUGAAACUCUGCUACGAAAUUCUGCGAACGUUCUCUCGCGUUCCGAAAGUGAUUCGCUACCGAUUUUUUACGCCGAUCAUCAGAAAAAAAGUGCGAUGGUCGAUUUAUUAUUAGAUCGUCAUUCCGAAAUAGAUCUAGAGCAUGGCAAAGAAUUGAUUUACGAAGCUGUGAUGAAUGAUUGCCCUCUGGUGGUCGAGAAACUUCUAACCCACCGACUUUAUAAUUUGAAUGUCGACGAAUUAACUGCCAGUGGUGUCAGAUUACUCGACGCGGCUAUUUUGAACAAAAAAGAAUCUAGUGCCGAUGUGCUGCUCAAGUGUGGCGCUAAUUCUGAGCUUAGAUCUCAAGGAGUCACUAGUAUCGACUUAGCAAUUCGGUGCAAAAAUUACUACUUUUUCUAUAGCUGGUUAAAAUACGGAGGCAAUUUUUAUAAUUAUCACGCAAAUCAGUCGCUUUAUCUCUCACGGCUGGAGAAAAUAAUCGAAAUGAAUGACUCUCAUGAAGACGGUGCGUAUGUAAUGGAGUGGGAGUUGAGGGACCACUUAAUUUUGAUGAAAUCUGCGGGAUAUUUUACCCACAGUCGGUACGACGAAUUAACAGACGGCUACGGCACGCGCGAGAAGGCUUCGAUUGAGUGGGACUGCGAACAAGAACUGGAGAGGGCUAAGAGAACUUUUGUAGGCGGUGUCAGUUGUUGGGAUUUGCUGACAAUGGAAGACAGAAGACUGAUGACCUGGUCCAGAAAACCGGAAGUUAAGACAAUUAUGGAGGAAGGAAAAUUUGAGAUACCCUUCCAUUAUUGCGACCGGUGGUUGAUGAGUUGCUAUAGAAGGGGGGUUAGGAGACCGGGAUUGGUUAAUAAGUUCGGUGAAUGCUUUGGGGAAAUUUUUAGUGACUUGGGAUUCGACGAAGUCGAGAAAGUUCUGAUUUAUUUGACCAAUGAUGACAUUGGAAAUUUAAUUUCCGUUUGCGAAGGCCAGUGAAGAAAUGGUGGGAAUCAAGUGGGAAGUUUUGUUCUUUCUUUGGAAAUUUCCCAAGUAACUUUUGUACCUGAACUGAUACUUAUAAAAUUGUAAUUUAUCCAGAAUUCCGAAAUUUGUAUUCUUUGAACUUUUCUUCGAGAUUUUUAUUAGAGUUGUGUGGAAAAUUAAUUCAUAAUUGCACCGAAACAAUAGCACAAUUUUUGACGAAAAGUAAUGUUUAGGAAAUUUUUUUGUAUGAUCUCAAAUAAAUAUAAAUUUUGCCAAGUACUAGCCAUUUAUUUACAUCCAAUUUUACUCAAAUCCGCUCAAUCGCUUGAAUUUGGUCUGGCAUGAAUCAUUGUAGUUAUGUAUGGUUAGCUAUGAGUCUCGUGUGAAAAUUCUUAUUUCGCCAUCUAUUAUC